Messenger RNA from Eupeodes corollae, 602 nucleotides. RefSeq lists its product as uncharacterized. The transcript is spliced from 3 exons. The coding region runs from base 113 to 487 and encodes 124 amino acids. The record is from RefSeq and is a predicted model, not a curated record. NCBI's taxonomy places the organism in Eukaryota, Metazoa, Arthropoda, Insecta, Diptera, Syrphidae.
AGCCUAGUAUCAAAUCAAAGUUUUCGCAGAUGGCCACAGUUUGGUUGGAAUUUUAUAUUAAUCGGGUGCUAUACGGUGAUUUAAGAGAUUUUUCGCUAACCAAACUGGAAUCAUGGAAAAGUUCUACCAAAUCCUAGUGAUUUUCUAUUUGAUCUGCCUUUGUUGUGAGCCGAACGAUGGAGCUUGGAGUGCUCAAUGCUGGAAAAAGCAUAACACUGGAUCGAUACAAUUGCCGGAUGGUGAGUUUAGGCGACCUUUUGGAAUUUUAUGCAGCUUUCAGUGUUAUCUGUGGUUUCCCCCAAUGUACAACACUUGCGAGUUUAUUUUUGAUCUCAGGCUUUCAAGGCAUUUUACAAACUUGGAUGAUUGUGAUAUCGUAAGAUGCAAUGAAACUUUCCGGAUGCCAUGGGAUUCUUGGUUUACCUUUAAGAAAGAAGAUCAAAAUAAUGAUAGUAAAAAUAAUGAUAAUGAUGAUGAUGAUGAAUAAUCAAAACCUAAGGACUUUAAAUUACAAAUAAAUAUUUUUUAAGGUUCAUUUAAAAUCAUUACAUUUUGUAUGUCUUCAAAUAGAGUAUGUUGUAAGUACAAUUAUUAUUAUAGAA